Messenger RNA from Amoebophrya sp. A25, 4908 nucleotides. The record is from the annotation of a GenBank genome assembly. Lineage: Eukaryota; Dinophyceae; Syndiniales; Amoebophryaceae.
CUCAGUCUCAAAAGAAGUAUCUUACUGAUCUUGAGAUAGAGCGCGAAGAUCGUUGUAGUGAGAUUAUGGAUUUGGUUUGUCAGUGUAUUUUCGAUCGAGGAGAAGUCUGAAAUUGAAAUUCAUGUUUUGGCUGAACCUCCGUACGAGACCUUUUCUGACCAAGAUGAAUCACAACAAUAACGCUACCGUCAUGUAAAAAGCGGAUCAUUCCUUGAGCCUUGCUCGUCUUGCGAUGUCGACGCACCUACGUCGUUUUUGGAGAGGUGACUGUAGGUCUAAGUGAAUCUGGAUGCACGGCAUUGGAAGUCCGGUAAUACGCCUCUAAAUAGUGCUGGAAAACCAGUUUUGGAAAACGAAGACCGGUUUGGCUACGCAAUCAGAUUCGUAGUAGACGCUGCUGGUAGAAGAACAAAGUGUACUAUUGUACUGGGAAAAAACGUGCUAGCCUUCUCUUUGGAUUGGCUACGCGAUAGUGCUCCCACAAUAAGUAGAUUCUCUUUGGAUUGGCUUCCGCAAAGUAGACUCCCUGAAAACCUCUACGUCGACAAAAGUACAAAUUUACUUGUGCACAUACUAGUGCUGAUGCAGUUGAUCUGCAGCUAGUAGCGGAGGAGCAGCGAUUGGCGCCAGCAUACUAGCAGUAGAAAAAGCGCAACGCGUGGUCUAGAAGAGGAGUCGGUUUCUCUGCGCAAUGGAACUGGGAGACUCCCUGUUCUCGGCGAUGUAUGAUCUGUGACGCCAUCGAGUGCCAUCAUCAACAGGCCAGCGAGUGGCGUCAUCAACGACUGAAUAAACGACGCACACCUGGGUGCCAAGUAGUCGGACGGGCAUUUUUCGGGAAAGAUACUAGACAGAGACACCAGACAAAUGCGUGAAGGCGUAUCAGUAAUCCUCGUCUCAAACGACUUUGGAGUAGUUUAGUCACAACUUCUGGAGUGCAGUAGAGCGGCAGGCAGAGGAGCGUCUAUCUCUCACCCAGACCACACCCCUGAGAGAAAGAUGGCACAGUCAAAGCAAAGACACCGCGCAGACGAGUAUGACUACCUGUUCAAAGUCGUUUUGAUCGGAGAUUCAGAAGUGGGAAAGAGCAACUUACUGCUCAGGUAUCUGCUUCAUCUUGACGAUGAGUGAUCAUCUUUAGUCUGAAUUUACUACUACUACUAUCGACUUCCCCUCUGCGGAAAUGGGUUUGGGAGGAUCGUUGUGCCAUGGUGUUCUGCUGCUUCUCCCGUGGAGUUCCAUCACCCGCGGGGGGGGGGUCGAGACGUGCUCUACAGACGUGCCGCCAAGUCAGGAAGCAGGGCGGGCGACCCAAUCCUGAUAGCAGCUUACCUUUUAGCCUUAGCAGCAGACGGGGAAGCUUCGCCGAAUGGAUUGGGCACCCCAGAUGAAGCCUUGCCCUUCUUUCCGAGGGGAUUAUCCUGCGACGCUAAAGCGGCUGCCAACCGAAGAACGGCCAGGGGCAGGAGCAUACCUAGGCAGGGGCGCGCGGGAACCUUCCCAAACUCUGCGAGGGUCUUGGGGCCGGCGGGCUAGCCGUGGGCCUCGCUGUUGUUAUCGGAAGUGACUCGGCAAAACCUCGCGCGCGUCCCCACCGCUAUACUGGGCGGCGUCUACAGUCCAGAAAUUAGAAGGGCGGCGGAGUCUUUUUGGAAGAAAGUCGAGAGACUGCGCCUCCGCAGGCUCUGCGCAGAGAAAAGGCCAGCGAGGUGGGGCGACCUCUUAGAGCGAUGCAGCAGGCCGCGCGGCAGUUCAGGAACGACUGGCGAGAAAAAUGGCGCGCGCAGGACGAGAGCCCCCACAGAUGCGGACCGGGCGAAGAGCUGGCAGAUGCAAGUAGAUAGCCACCAACUCGGUGCCGCAGCAAAGCAGAUCCUGAGGAGCCCGCGCAGCUGUGGACCCCGGUGACUAUGCUGGGGGCCCCAAUGUGCCCGGAACUCCCGGCAGACGCAAGGAGGCGGCCCGGCCUUGGGCCUUAGAAGUGGCACGGGGCUCGUGUGCUCUCCUUUCUGACGCAGUACGGGAAAGGGGUGACCUCGGCGAAGGCGCUCUCAUUCAUCCAGGAAACCUGGGCAGAGUUGAAGACGCUAGCAACGUCGCACCGGGUGGCCAGCCUCUUGAUUUUGCAGGCGGCACGCGUAGAGCCUUACGCCCUUGCACUUCUUGCACAACAGCAAGGCAGUGGAGAAAGGAACUGCAGUAACUGGGUGCGCAUGUGAAUAGCCCUCCCGCUUAAAGCUGUCGAGAGCACCCGCGAGGCCUCGACGAUGGUCGCGCUGUGACUCAGCAAGUAGACCCGAGCCCCCCGCGCGCUGCGUUUUGGCUGGGGGCCUUGUCUGUUGUGUAGUGUCGAGGAAGUGCGGAGCGAGCGCAUUUGCUUCGGAUGUUGUGGGCGCGGCGCUGGGACUCGAACCGCCGCCCCCUGCUGGAGGCUUCUGACUGAUGCGCCUGAAGGCGCCGCGAGUGGGGUGCUGUCUGUGGCGCCUAUGUAUCCGCUCGCGCUUUCACUGAGUCCGGUGGAAGCUUGUGCCGCGCCGGACGGAGGAAGGAAGCCCCAGAAGGAGCACAAAGAGAGGAAGGCGCGAAAUAUUGGCCACGCUGGAGCCUUGCCUUGGUCGAGUGCAGGGGGCGCCUCGAUGACAUGGGCGAAGACUGACGGGUGGGGGAGACUCGACACCUGGACGAACGACCAAGGGGAGCGCCUGGGGCAGGAAGCUGCCGCCGGAAAAAGCUGAGGCAGCUGCAGAGGCCCCCCAGGUAUCCGCAGCGCUUCAUGCACGGGCUGGCGCCCAGUGCGUUGACCACGGUGGGCGUUUGACUGGGUGACUUGGAUCUUUUCCAGCGUCGAGGCUGAGGAGUGGAAGAGGUUUGCCUGUGGGUCUUCACAGGUCCGCGGGGAACGCCUCAGCGAGCGAGCUUCUUGGGGCGCAGGCUGUGGCUGCUCUAUUUUUAGUUAAGAGGCCGCGAAUUCGGCGGAGUAUGCUGCGGCCCUUAUAUGCCGCGCCGUGUUUUGGCGAGGGGGUGUAGUUUUUAUUUCUAUAGUGGCGCGCAUCUGUCUGCAUAGAAUGGCGGCGCUUAUCUGUCUACGGUAAUUCUUAACACAUUGGAAGGCCAGGGCGUCGCGAUCUUGAUGCAUUCCUGCUGAAGUCAUUGGCAGCCAGAGCGUCGCCGAGUGAAAUACAGGACGCAGAUGGCCUGGGGUUCGGAGAUAAUGCACAGACAGCGACACGCUGGGGGGCCUCAGUCUAAUCACUUGGGUGCAACAGCAACAGAGGGAAGAGCGAGGCGCACAGGAGACGCAGACAGGGCGCCUGGCCAAGUGCAGAAAGCUGGGGCGCUUGCUUCUUUGCCCAGCUAGGGGCGCCUGGCCUAGCUGAUUGGGCAAAAGUGGGCAGAAGGAAAGUGCUGUAUAGCCGCGGCUGGCUUGUAGGUUGCGGCAGGCUGGUCGUGGGCGCGUGCUUAUUUGUUGGGAGGUCGGCCAGACAAAGAUGGGCUGCUUUUUUAUUGUUCUUCUGUCUAUUGUCUUUGUCGGGUGUGUCGUGUGUCGCGUUGCGUGUGUUUUUGCUUCGGUUUUGUUCUUUAUUAACUUCCAAACUUUUGAUUUUGAUCGAGAAACUCGAGAACAUAUUCUGUAUCUCUCUUCAUUGUCCUCGCUUUCUCUUUCUCUCUCUGAGGUUCACAAGGGAUGAGUUUAAUCUGGAGUCACGGUCAACGAUAGGAGUUGAAUUUGCCUCAAAAGCAGUGAAGCUUAACGAUGGCAAAAUAGCAAAAGCGCAGGUCUGGGAUACAGCAGGACAGGAGCGAUAUCGCGCAAUAACGAGUGCCUACUAUAGAGGGGCCCUGGGGGCAUUGCUAGUGUACUACAAUUCUUGAAAGUCCUUGUCGUCCCGUUGUCCGAUGUUGUAGUGGUCACUGACACUCAUACAUACAUGAUACACCUUUUAACGUCAUAGCUACACUUUGUUCCCUAGCAAUUUCUGGACAACUUGUAAACCUAGACUUUCAGGUACGACGUGGCAAAGAGGACAUCGUUCGAGGCAAUAGAAAGAUGGCUAAUGGAACUGAAGGACCAUGCGGAUGCCAACAUACAGACGCUUCUCGUAGGAAACAAGUCGGAUUUGAUACACCUACGGACAGUUUCGUCAGAGGUAGUAGUUUACCAAAAAUAGAGUCUCUAUGUUGAUUUAGAUUCCUCAGAAAAGUAUGCAUGCUAGUGGACCCAACAAGAACAGCAGCAACCUCGUCUGAACUACAGCGUGCAGUCAUCAAAAUUUGCAUCAAUCAAUCUCCAAUUUAUUACCUUGAUCUUAGAUUUAUUACUGCAGAGCCGCGGACCUUGAACCUUGAACCUUUAUUACCUUAAUCUUCUUCUUCUUCUCCUUUACUCACAGGAGGGCAACCUACUAGCCGAGAAGCAUGGGAUGUCGUAUAUAGAGACCUCGGCAUUAGAUUCGACGAACGUUGAAGAAGCUUUUCACCAGAUUUUGGAUAAGAUCUAUCAAGAAAUGCAUAGAAAUGCGGCAGCUGAUGAUAGAAGGCAAGGAGCGAUGGACGAACCCGUUCCACUCACUGCCGCACACCCCUCAAAUGUACCAAUGGGGGGAACGGGUGGGUGUUGUUAGCACAUGUCUGCAGUGCUGACGCGUUUUUUACCUUUAGGUUUUAUUCACACAGCUGUGUAUGUUAAGUACCUGAAAAUCUAUUUUAUCUACUAUGACUUCCGUGUCGACGUUUGGUUGGACGAAGAUGUCCCUUGGAUUUAGAGCGUAGUUUGAUUUUCCCAUGACCAUCUUCACAUUCAUUAUCAUUGGCAACAAAAUGGCGAUGCUUGCUCUGCAGAUGAGGGAGCAUGGGUUAGAAUUGAAAUUUCAAGCCUCCAGAAGGCAUCGAUGAAAAGAUACUAUGUAU